AUGCCUCUCCCCUUCGAAACGCUGAUUCCUUAUGGAAUCAUGGUCGUCAUGUUUGGCGCUACCGGUAUUGGCUUGGCCACCGUCAAGCACUUUGAAAGCGGAAAGAAGCGACCGAGGUACUCCGUAGACCACUGGGAUAGGCCCGCCAUUGAUACUAACCCAAGAGUAGUGAUGGAGCGAGACAUGCGGUUGACCGGCUCUCUCAGAGGCCAGACCGACAAUCCAGUUGCCCCGCCGGGCUUCGAAUACAAUAACCCCUGGAAGUUGGAGAAGAGGAUACUCUAG
Parascedosporium putredinis is the source of this 285-nucleotide messenger RNA. The record is from the annotation of a GenBank genome assembly. NCBI's taxonomy places the organism in Eukaryota, Fungi, Ascomycota, Sordariomycetes, Microascales, Microascaceae.